Molecule: messenger RNA, 156 nt
Organism: Tetrahymena thermophila SB210
Lineage: Eukaryota; Ciliophora; Oligohymenophorea; Hymenostomatida; Tetrahymenidae
Exons: 1
Source: RefSeq, a predicted model, not a curated record
AUGAAUGGCUCAGCUGCUUUGAUUUAAUAUUUAAACAUGAAAAUGUUCAGUUAAAUAAACUAAAAGCUCUAACUUUAUAAAAACAAGUAGAAUAUUUAAAAAAUAUAUGAAUUCCUAAGAACAGCUUCAUAUUCAUAAUCAUCAAUUUUAAUUUGA